This is a messenger RNA of Oncorhynchus kisutch (coho salmon), 3437 nucleotides long. Its product is annotated as rho GTPase-activating protein 18-like. Bases 796 to 2640 code for a protein of 614 amino acids. The transcript is spliced from 15 exons. Lineage: Eukaryota; Metazoa; Chordata; Actinopteri; Salmoniformes; Salmonidae. Gene Ontology annotation, biological process: regulation of small GTPase mediated signal transduction; negative regulation of stress fiber assembly; signal transduction. Gene Ontology annotation, molecular function: GTPase activator activity. The record is from RefSeq and is a predicted model, not a curated record. Gene Ontology annotation, cellular component: cytoplasm.
AAGGCACUCAUAACUUGCAGGAUGUAGCCUUCAAUGACGGGUUUCAAGAAAACAAUCAUGGAAAAAAGGGUCUAUAGUUCAACAUGUGCACAAAGGGAUUAUCGGAAACAAGAAUGUGGGUACGCGUGAAUGAACUGAAUUGUGUGUGGACACUGAACCUGGCGUAUCUGAACUAUACCCCUUAUGAUGACCGAAACAAAGUACACCAUUCAAGUACUUCUCAAACUGACUCACUCAGUGUUGACAUGGUGGAAUUGAAACUACCUACCUACGGUGAAGACGUCGGACAGAAAUAGCAGCCUUAAUAUACAUGAAAUAGGACAACGAUUACUUCACCAAAACGAAAUGACUAAGGCGACUGACAGGAAGAGUGACUUCCUCCGUUGCACUUUUGCCAAUGUUGCCUGUCCACAUUCCACUACUCUAUUCUCAGGUAGGACUGAGCCAUAUACAGAGUAUACCUGUGCGUUCUGGCCGAGUUUCAGGCAGUCAUCAGCUUCCGCAGCUAGUGGACUGAGCUAUCCAGAUCGUAACAGCUGACUUUAGACUAUUUCUGUACCUGAGCAGUCUUAGACUGGACUGUAGAAAGAUUCUGAUCAUCUCAAUUGCUUGAUCUCUACACCAGAGGGACUUUGAACAUGUAAACACACACUCAUGUUCCCCUGUAACGUACACGGCUACUGUAUGAUAUCAACAGUGUCUAUGAUAAGGGGAAGAAGUUGGACACUUAACAGCGACUCUGGUGUAAACAGUUGAGGGAAGGUGCAGUACCAGGAGAUAGGCCUACUGGGCAGGAUGAGUUCCAGGGGUGCCAGGCCCUCUUCUCCCCCCAGCUCGCUGGAGCGCCCGGCUUCACAGGACUCCAUGGAGGACUACUGGAGCGAGGUCAAGAACAUCGAGGAGGAUGGCGAGCAGGGCCACGAGGACCUGCUGGAGAGGGGCAGCAUGGAUGAGGCCGAGCUUGAGGAGGCGUGGCUGCAGGAGGCGGGUCUGUCCACAUUGGUGUCGGGGGAGUUGGGGGAGGGGCCUGCAGAGGCGCUGCUCUCCACGCUGACACGCUCGCAGGCAGCCAUGGUGAAGAAGCGUGUGGACAACUACACCCUGACCAUGAGGAAGAGGAACAAGCAACCAGCCAGACAUGUCCAAGACGUCUUCUCCACGCCAGAUACAUUGUUGGUUGAUCCCAUACCGCCUGUGUCCCCCAAGUCACCCAAUGGACACAUGGCUUCCAGAUGCAUCCACCGGACGUCUUCAAGAGUGCGGCCUGCUUUUCCCAGCUUCUCCCCGGUGGAGAGACGUGUUUCAGAGUGCCCUCCCUCUCAGGAUACCUCUGACACCCUGUCUUUCGAAUUGCCUUACUCCGAGGGCGUCACUGCCCACCGCAGGGGCCGCCAGGGGGACUGCCAGGACUGCCAACGCAUCCGCAGAGAUGACCCCGACCUGCCAACAUUUCAGCUGCCUAGGCCUAAACUAGGCCUCACCCACAUCCAAGAUCUGUCUUGUGCGGACAUGAAGAAGAUUGGCUACAUCUCUCUGAUUGAACUGACCACGUUCUACGACUGCCUGGGCAUUGAGCUCAAACGCAACCGAGCAGCACGCAGCAAGGCCAGAGAAAGUGGUAUAUUUGGAGUUCCCCUGACCACUCUACUGGAGAACGACCAGAAGAAAUUCCCCGGGUCCAAGGUUCCUCUUGUCUUCAGAAAGCUCUUGUCCAAGCUGGAGCAGACAGGACUACAGACUGAGGGGAUUCUCAGAGUACCAGGGUCUGCAUCCAGAGUAAAGCAUCUGCGCCAGGAGCUGGAGCAGAAGUUCUAUGAGGAGCGGUUUGACUGGGAGCAGGUGAGGCACAAUGACGCAGCGGGUCUGCUGAAGAUGUUCAUCAGAGAGCUGCCUUAUCCUCUGCUCACGCUCCAGCACUUACCGGCCUUCGCCGCUGCACAGAGUGUCUCCUCUCCCAGACACCAGAUCCAGGCCCUGCACCUCCUCAUCAUGCUGCUCCCUGAGCCCAAUAGAGACACACUCAAGGCCCUGUUGGAGUUCCUGAGGAAGGUGGUAGCCUAUGAAGAGAAGAACAGGAUGAGUCUGUGGAACGUGUCCAUGAUCGUGGCUCCCAACCUCUUCACCUACCGGGGCAAGAACGCUAAGCAGGAGGAAAUGCAGGCGGCAGCCGGGGCGGCCCACCUCGUACGGCUACUCAUCACAUACCAAGAACUGCUCUGGACCGUGCCCUGCUUUCUCAUCUCCCAAGUGAGGAAGUUGAAUGAGGCUAGCAAGAAGCCGCCCACCUCAGAGAAGACCAAAAGGAAGCUGCUAAUGAUGAGGAAGAGGAACGCUGAGAAGACUGAGAGGAGCGAGUUGACUGACCUCCGAGAAGGGGUCAUCAGGGUUCAUGCCCCACUACAAGCUAAGAUCUCCAUGGCGAUCCAGUUGGACAACGAGACCAAGGCCAAAGAUGUGAUGGCGCGCUUCGAUUAUGAGAACGGUCUUGGCACCAGAAGCACUAGCCAGAGGCCAGUACAGUAUUUGUUUGAGGUCGGAGGAAACAUAGGCGAGCGCUGCUUGGACCCUGAGACUCACCUACUAGACGUGUACCAUGUGAAUCCGCACUGUGAAUGGCUUUUAAAACCCACGACCACAUGAGAACUGAGGACUCACUCACUCAACACAGUCAGCAAACUGAACCACUGCCCUCUUGUGGCCAUCUUGGUGAACUGAGCAUGCAUUUAGACCUUGUUGACUGUAGGUUCAGUUAAGGUUUUAUCCCAAACUAUGGACCAAUAAAAAGAGUGAGAGCUGGAAGAUGAACUAUGGAGAGAGACAUUCUCCUCCUGAAGGAAGGACUCAACAUAGGCCAUGUUUGUGGGAUUGAACCUUAUAACAAACUACUAAAUAGGACAGAAGCACUAUACUCUGACUAGCUGGGUUCUGGAUGGAAGUAUUUGGAGGUGGGACAGCUUUGUGAAGACAUGCCCCACAUACGUGACUGACGACAUCCCAUUGCUUGCCAUUUGAAUUUUUUUGUGCCAGAUAUUCACCUACUGGGUCGUUCCACCAAUUCAGUGCCUUUUUGAGGACAGUAACUUAUUUUACACUACCAUUUCACUAUUAAUGUUCAAUGUUUCUUUUGAAAAAUGAUUUUUGAAAGGAAUAGUCUCGCCACAUUAAAACGAGUGUUCAGUUUACGUAAAAUGAGGGACAGACUAAUCACAUGAAAUAAUAAUCUUCAGAAAUGACUUUGUCAAAGCAACAAAAUAGCACGGUUUUACAAGGAUGGUGAAAUGUUGAGGUUCAGUUGCUUAAAAUGUUCUGAAAAUCAGAGGGUGCAAGGAGGGACACUAGCAAGUCUUUAUUUACAUGAAAAAUCUGAUUGAUUGAAUUUUCCAUGUGGUUUAUAUCAAAGGGCACUUCAUUUAAUAAAACAGGCUUUUAAAAUGCAA